Molecule: messenger RNA, 1629 nt
Organism: Exophiala aquamarina CBS 119918
Lineage: Eukaryota; Fungi; Ascomycota; Eurotiomycetes; Chaetothyriales; Herpotrichiellaceae
Exons: 2
Coding region: 1-1629 (542 amino acids)
Biological process (GO): dipeptide transport; allantoate transport; tripeptide transport
Cellular component (GO): plasma membrane
Molecular function (GO): allantoate transmembrane transporter activity; dipeptide transmembrane transporter activity
Source: RefSeq, a predicted model, not a curated record
AUGUCUUUGGUACCAGAUUCUAAGGCUCAAGACGAUGUGCACCAGGAGGCGACAUCUCAACCCGCCACCGUCACUGACUAUGACAACCAUAUGGCCAAAGCCGUCCUGCGUAAGAUUGACUGGAGACUACUGCCGCUGAUGUUCAUCACUUACAACUUCAACUUCAUGGACAAAACCAUUUUGUCUAGCGCUAGUGUUUUUGGGUUGAGGGAGGAUACUGUGAGUGCCGUGGACCUUCUCAAAGCAUCUUCGCGGACAGGAAUAUUCCUGGGUCAGCUCGGUACUUUGGAACCUCGCACAGAAGAAAUGAUUGCAUGGCUAACUCAUCCGAAAAAGGUUUUUUACUUUGGCUAUUUCUUCUGGGAGUAUCCCGCAACCUUGCUUGUAGCCCGCCUGCCUGUCGCCAAGUAUCUCGUUGUCAACACUUUCUUCUGGGGUAUUGUCGUCGCCGUCACUGCUGCAUGUUCCAACUAUGGCGGCCUCAUAACUGUUCGCUUUCUUCUUGGAGUGGCUGAGGCUAGCAUCACGCCAGCAUUCAUGUUCAUCACGACAAGCUGGUGGACCCGAGAUGAAGUACCGACAAGGACUGGAAUCUGGUUUGCGGGCAACAGCAUUGGUGGUUUAGUCGCCAGCCUUUUGGCGUACGGAAUCGGUCAUAUCGAGCGUCCAUUGUCCCCGUGGCAAUGGAUGUAUAUUGUGCUGGGUGUUACGACUUUCCUUUGGUCUUUCGCUAUCUGGAUAUUUUUGCCUGAUCGAAUCUCAUCAGCAACGUUUUUGACACCAGAGGAACGACAAUUCGCGACCGAUCGGGUGGUGAUUGCUGGGACUGGAGUAACCGAAAAAGUGCCAUGGAAAUGGGACCAGAUGGUGGAGUGUCUCAUCGACCCAAAGACAUGGCUGACCUUCUCCAUCGCACUCCUGACCCAGAUACCAAAUGGUGGUAUCCAGAAUUUUGGAAACCUGGUGAUCAAGUCCUUUGGAUUCACCUCGUUGGAGUCCACCCUCAUCGUAAUCCCCUCCUCAGUCAUCGCUGCUGGUACAAUUUCUGGGACGGGGUGGCUGGCAGGACGUUUCCGCCAGCUCAAUUGCAUACUGAUUGCAACUGUCGUGCUCUGCGCCACGAUCGGUAACUCGCUGAUCUAUGCACGUCCAGCGACAUCGAAAGGAGUACAGCUCUUUGGUUAUUUCCUGCAGUCUACUGGCCCUGCUGGAAUUCCUCUCACCAUGUCUCUCGUCCAGGCGAACUACAAAGGCGUCACGAAGAAGAUGACUGUGACGGCAAUCAUGUUCAUCGCAUAUUCUGCUGGAAACAUUGCAGGACCACAAUUUUUCCGAGCAAGUGAGGCACCACACUACCAGACCGCGUUUCGAGCCAUCAUGGUGUGCUACGCCCUUGUGGUCGCUUUGAGCUUGAUGUUAAGAUUCUAUUUGCAGUUCGAAAACAAAAGGCGCGAAAAGCGUGAAGGUAUCAAGGGAAGCGCGGGAACUGGCGGUGUAUUGGCUGAUGGAAAAGUUGUGGACACUGGGGACCGAGACGUGGGCGGAAUGGUGAGAGCGGUGCAUUUGUCGGAGGCGGAUUAUGACGAUGUCACAGAUUGGAAGACAUUCGGGUUCCGUUAUCGUUUGUAA